CAACUCGAGACCCCAUAUAGAUUUAAAAAGCGAGACGGAUUCCGUGUGUAUGACAGUCAGUGAGUGCGAAGCAUCGGGAGAACAUCUGUCCGUCUGUCUCCAACGCGCGUCUCCACUUUUUCUGAGGAUGCUACAGUUACCGCAGCUCCGCCAGGGCGUUAUCGCGCUUCUCAUAUGGUUCGCGCACUUGAUGGAACAGCAGAAAGUACAAGCUGGCAACUGCUGGCUUCAGCAGGGCAAGAACGGGAGAUGCCAGGUUCUCUACAUGUCUGGGAUGAGUCGCGAAGACUGUUGUAGAAGUGGUCGUCUGGGCACGGCUUGGACCGAGGAGGAUGUACCCAAUAACACGCUUUUCAGGUGGCUGAUCUUCAAUGGCGGUGCACCGAACUGCAUACCUUGUAAAGAGACUUGUGAUAAUGUGGACUGUGGUCCUGGAAAGAGGUGCAAAAUGAACAAGCGGAAUAAGCCUCGCUGCGUAUGUGCCCCAGACUGCUCCAAUGUCACCUUUAAAGGCCCUGUGUGUGGCUCAGAUGGGAAAACAUACCGGAACGAAUGUGCCAUCCUUAGGGCCAAGUGCAAGAGACACCCUGACCUGACUGCGCAGUACCAGGGAAAAUGCAAAAAAUCAUGCUAUGAUGUGCGCUGUCCUGGAAGCUCGACGUGUGUACUGGACCAGACCAACAACGCCUACUGUGUGACCUGCAACCGGCUUUGCCCUGAGGUGACCUCACCGGAUCAGUACCUGUGUGGGAAUGACGGGAUUGUGUACGCCAGCGCCUGCCAUAUCCGAAGGGCCACGUGCAUCAUGGGACGGUCCAUUGGAGUCGCCUACGAGGGGAAAUGCAUAGACGCCAGGUCCUGUGAAGACAUCAAAUGCCGGGAGGGACGAAAGUGUCUUUGGGACAAGCAGACGGGACGGGGACGCUGCGUGGUAUGCGAAGACACCUGUCCCGAGAGUCGUCCGGGCGACAGCGUCUGCGCCGGCGACAACGCCACUUACCCGAGCGAGUGUGCCAUGAGGCAGGCCGCCUGCUCCUUAGGUCUCGUCCUGGAAGUCAAACACUCGGGCUCCUGCAACUGUAAGUAGAGGAUGCUAAACCUAGCCACACCCAUGUCCCGCAUUCCCUCCCCCUGCCGAAAACACCCCUCUUUCUUGACCCUCCCAUUGCGCCCACAAGGAACACGAGGACUGUCGGAGAGAGAGCCUGUACUUGCCCUUGUGUCGGCUUCCUAUCGCAAAGACUUAACUCAGUGGCGAUGAGAUGUUAGAAGUGUUCGGGACAGUGCAGUUGUCCCCCGCUCCUCUCUUUCAAUGAGGUGUUAAGCCAAAAUCUUUGAGGUCAAGCCUGGAAGGAUUUCCGUUUGGGAUGCGAGACAGUUUUGAACAUGCUGCUCCUCUGAUUUGGUUUGACUGUCUGCGCAUCAGAGACAGAAACGUGACUGACGGUGUCAUGUGGAAAGUGCAUAGGGACGUAACUCACUUAGCGUGCUCUGUUUGUGAAUCGUCUUCUUGUUUUUGCCCUAUGGCAGGCUGACCUGCUCUGUGAUGGACAAAGAAAAGCGUACCUGGUGCCAUUAUGGUGCAUGGCCAGAAAUUCACCAGUUGUGAAAGUGACAAAAAAUGCCCUGGAAAUAUAAAAUAUACGGGGCAGAACGUUUUUUUUAAAUGUGUAUUUUAAUAUAUAGAUAUAUUUCUGACACAUACUUUAAUUGCAGUUUUUGAAAUGGUCAGUAUGCUGUGUUUUAUAUGUCCAGAAAAUCAAUUCCGAGAGACAAAUAUUGUCUGAGGACGUUCAUUUCUGACCCCAGCUAACAUCUCUAACACCUUUGUCUAUGUGUAAUAAAGGGAAACUCAAUUUUUUCACUGUCGGUUUGUUAUGUCCAUUUUGCGUAAUGUGAAAAAAAAAGAUUUUUCUAACCAUAUUCUGUGUUUCAAAAGUAUUCUUAAUGAAAAAAAGCCACGUAUUCCUCUAGAAGAAAGGACUUUCUUCACGUUUCUAGAAAAUAUCACUUCUUUCAUUUUAACCUUAUAAUGGUUAAAAUGUGGGACAUAACAAAUCUCAUGUGGGAAAAAUGUGAUUUUAUGUUUAGUAGGAACAUGUUUAAAUGAUCAGUUGUUAAUGCCCUAAAGUAGAACCAUAUUUCACCCGGCCGAGUCUGUGUGUGGUAUUGAACAAUCAUCUUCCAAACAGCGAUAUUUUUGUUUAUAUGAAGGGAUUACGUAGUGUCUCUUUGCAUGAUUUUAUUUUAUUUUAUACAAUGACUUGACAAAUACAAGAAAUUGUCUCCGCUAAUAAAAGACAGAGGUAAAGCACCAUUCCACAGAGAAAAUCAAUCCCACCCUCUUGUUCCUCUCUGAGCUGUGAUCCCACAACCUUGUGUGAAUUGCAAAGCAUCAGUUAGAGAUGCUUUGGGAGAAAGAUGCAGUAAGACUCUGUGCCUGAAUGCUGUUGUGUUUUAUACUAAUGCAACAGCUGCUAUAUUCCUCCGUAGCUCUCUCUGAAGAGAUGGAUGAAGGAAGGAUGAUGAAGAUUACACGGAUUAUAGCCAUGUAUCUCUGAUACUGACUGGAUAAACCACCGUCAACAGCAGGACUCCAUUUGAGCACAGAGUCGUGUUCAUGUUGUACAGAAGUGUAUUCUUAUUUAUUUUCCACAGACACGUGGAAGAUGCUUAUUGUUGUAGAUGUUUAUUUAUACAUUUUUUUGCCUUUUUUAUUUAUACAUUUAUAGUCCAAAUAAAUGAUCUCUCUCAUC
Molecule: messenger RNA, 2756 nt
Organism: Cyprinus carpio (common carp)
Lineage: Eukaryota; Metazoa; Chordata; Actinopteri; Cypriniformes; Cyprinidae
Product: follistatin b
Biological process (GO): multicellular organism development; cell differentiation; negative regulation of activin receptor signaling pathway
Molecular function (GO): activin binding; protein binding
Source: RefSeq, a predicted model, not a curated record